Messenger RNA from Helianthus annuus (common sunflower), 1892 nucleotides. Its product is annotated as kinesin-like protein KIN-5A. Bases 1139 to 1435 code for a protein of 98 amino acids. The record is from RefSeq and is a predicted model, not a curated record. NCBI's taxonomy places the organism in Eukaryota, Viridiplantae, Streptophyta, Magnoliopsida, Asterales, Asteraceae. The transcript has 6 exons.
UUUCAUGUAAAUAGAAUCCCCAGUGUAAAUUUUUGAAUUAUAAAUAUACAUUAAACCAAGUGUAACUACCUUGCAAAUCCAUCUCCACCGUCGGAUCAUGCUGAGAUGAAAUCUGAGCCGUUUAAACUCACAAAAAUAACCGCUCCCAUGGCAGUUUAGGGCGGUUAUUUACGGUUUUCUUAGCUGGUGGUUACUUCCACGUUUACCCAUGAUCUCCACAAUUCAACUUAAUCCUCCUACAAACUUGGGUAGUGGUAUCAAUUCAGUUGAGGAGUUUUGUUAUAUAAUGUACACGCCACAUACAAACUUUCCUAUUUUCAACUGAAUCAUUCUUGAAGAAUAAAAGAAAUCCCUGCAAUCACCGCCAUUGAGCCUCCCGAUCACAGGUCUACUUUUGUUCAUAUUUGAAAGUAUCGUAGCUAUUAUGCUCUUUCUUUUAGUUUUUCUCAGAUUGGUUUCGUAUUUGAUUGAAGGUAUCAUCGAAUUUUGAUUUUGUUUAACCGAAAAUCUGUUUAUUUUUUUUUAAAUUUUGGUUGUCGAAUCAACUGAAACCAACGCAGGUGCGGAUGAAGCUGAUACAUAAAGCAGGGAAUAUUGUUCGAGAUUGCUCUGAUUGCCUUAAUAAAGUACAGCCUGGUAACCCAAGGAUUGCUUUUCUUUGUAAAUUUUCUAACCUCAUGCUAAAUCAAACGGGAAAGUUGUUACAAAUACCCCACACCCAAAGAGGAUUUUAAGGUUGUUAAGCAAACACAAGCAAUGGAAGUUCUCAAGUCGAUUCAUUCAAAUCAGCGGGUGCUUUUCGUCGAUGAUGGAUUUGCAACCGCACUUACUAUCCUAUCCGUCGUCAUCGGUGACGGCAAUGGAAGUGUGUUUCAACAGGCAUGAACAAGAAGGUGAAGGAGUGAGGAUGAUGAAGCAAAGGGUAUUUAAAAGAAUUUGUUGAGCAUGCUAAGGCUGUUAUGGUUCUAGCCAGGAAGAAUUUGAAGCACCUGAUGUCGGCUGAUCUCACGCAUGUGAUGUGACCAAUGAAGAUUAGUGAGUAUCUAUUUUUUUAGUUAUAUACUUUGAGGAUAAAUCGUGCAACUGUGGGUUUCAGGCCAUUUGUGAUGAUGAUGAUGUGAGGGUAAAUAUACCUGCUAUGGUUUCUUGUAAUGAGGAUACACAAGAAGUAAUUGCUACCCAAAAUAUGGUUAAUAAACAGUUAGAUAAAACCUUGUGUUUUAACAAGGUGUUCGGUUCGGGCUCAAAAGAGAACUAUUUGUAUGAUCAAGUGGUUGCUACAAUUGCUAAAGAAUCUUUUGUCGGACCAUUUUUUCUUAUGGGAAAACGGGGAAGAGCAGGGGAAGCUGGUGAGAUCAACAAGAGCUUGCUUACACUCGGGGGGCUAGCUUUGAAAGACAUCUGGAGCAAGACACCAACUGAUAUGGUGGAGUAAUAAGAAAAGCAUGUAUGAGAGGUAUGUUAAUAUGGCAAGAUGAGUAUGUGUGAGUGCUAAUAAUAUUAAUAUUUCUAGUAAGGCCAUUACAAUUGUGGAAGUUUUUAAAGAUUACAAGAGAAUUAUUAAUAUUUUAGCUGCAAUUUGCGUGUUAUAAUAAAACUGCAUUGGGUCAAAGCUUUUAAAGUGACGACCCAAACUCUUUGGUUCCCUAAUUUCUGGUUUAAAGGGCUUAGAGAUUUUGGGCGUGACAGAAUUCAUGGUGGAAGGGUCAGUAAGAGGGUUGAAUUUGAUAUUUGUUCGAAUGGACAUGCUUGAUUUUAUCAAAAUAUGUACACUACUCCUCGGCAGCAAAAUAUGUACACAUCGAUUUUAUCAAAAUGGUGGGGCCUUAGAAUAAAAGGAGCUAUUUGGGGUUAAAUGUUGACCUAAUUGUUAAAGAAUGUGAAGUAUGUGA